UAUACAAUCCACUUUCCUUUAUUCUUUCUGAUUCUGGCUCAGUCUUUUCAUCAACCUCCAAUUCUUCGAUCUCUUGUAGAGGUUUGAGAAUGAUUAUUUUUAAUUAAGCCAUUCCAUCCACACAACGGAAUGGCUGACGAUAAAAAAAAGUCUAAGAAAGGAGAUGCCGCGGCAUCUCCCGGAGGUUCGAAAAAAGACUCCAAGAAGGCAGAAAAGAAAGUGAGCAAUGUCUUCUCGGCUUUUUCUCAAAGGCAAAUUGCAGAGUUCAAGGAGGCUUUUCAAAUGAUGGACCAUGACAAGGACGGCAUAAUUGGGAAGGGAGAUCUCAAAGCGACAUUUGAUGAUUUAGGGAAAUCCGUGUCAGACUCGGAAUUGGAAGCACUUGUGAAUGACUCCCCUGCCCCAAUAAAUUUCGGUGGGUUGUUGACCCUCUUUGCGGCACGGAUGUCUGGCAGUGCAGAUGAGGACGAUGUGGUCAUCGCUGCUUUUAAAACGUUCGACGAAGGAGGAAAGAUUCCGGCAGACAAACUUCGCAAAGCCUUGACGACAUUUGGCAUGAAAUUUACGGACAAAGAUGUCGAGGACGCCUUUUCCCAAAUGAAUAUCGAGGGUGGUCAAAUAGAUACGCAAAAGUUGAUUGGGAUGUUGACAGCUUCCGGGGGUUCUGAGGAUUAAUACAGAAUUGGCACUGGAAUUUCUACCCACCCUUAAAUGACCUUUUGACCUCCACCCUGUCCUUUAACCUGGUCCUUCACCCGACAGAGCCCUUGGUCCUCACAAUACGGUGCCCUUCCGCCCAGUACCAAGAUGAAUGCUGACUACAAAAAUCUAAAAGUUGUUAGAUGUGGAACUGAAAGAAAUCAUUGCUAAUAAUUUCUCCGCACACAAUCCUCAGCCAAGGAAAUCCAUUCAGUUAUUAUUAUCAAUUUUUGUUCAACAACACAAUCCGUGAACUUGUAGAUUUUUAUUGAGCACAACGCCUGUUUCAAUCCAAUUUCUGCCAUCAUUGUAAUAAAUGCCCAAUCAAUUGGAA
Folsomia candida is the source of this 1033-nucleotide messenger RNA. RefSeq names its product myosin regulatory light chain 2. Bases 130 to 675 code for a protein of 181 amino acids. Gene Ontology annotation, biological process: locomotion; post-embryonic development. The record is from RefSeq and is a predicted model, not a curated record. Gene Ontology annotation, cellular component: cytoplasm; myosin II complex. Gene Ontology annotation, molecular function: calcium ion binding; myosin heavy chain binding. Lineage: Eukaryota; Metazoa; Arthropoda; Collembola; Entomobryomorpha; Isotomidae. The transcript has 5 exons.